GAUGAUGCGAAUGUAGUUUAGUGUCGCUUGCUGAAGACGCAGGAGAGAGAAGGGGAUGACUGCGUUGAUGCUAGCUCGGAAAUCCCUCAGCGCUCUGCGUGCCCGACAAUUGGUCACCAUCGGCCAAGCUUUACCAGGUUCACAACAUUACGGACGAUCAUUUGGAUGCCAUUUUUAUACAACAAAACGAAAAGAUCUAAUUGAUGAUGAGGAAAGAGAGAAGCUCGCAAAGGAGAUAUCCAAGGAUUGGAGUUUGGUUUUCGAGAGAAGUAUUAAUACACUUUUUUUAACGGAGUUGGUGCGGGGUCUCAUGCUGACGCUCAAGUAUUUCUUUGAUAGGAAAGUUACCAUUAACUACCCAUUCGAGAAGGGUCCGUUGAGUCCACGAUUUCGAGGGGAACACGCCCUUCGUCGCUAUCCAACUGGAGAGGAGCGCUGCAUUGCUUGUAAGCUAUGCGAAGCAAUAUGCCCUGCUCAAGCGAUCACUAUUGAAGCUGAGGAGAGAGAAGAUGGUAGCCGUCGAACAACACGAUAUGACAUAGACAUGACUAAAUGCAUAUAUUGCGGGUUAUGCCAAGAGGCAUGUCCUGUGGAUGCUAUUGUUGAAGGCCCUAAUUUUGAAUUUGCCACAGAGACACAUGAGGAGUUGUUGUAUGACAAGGAGAAACUUCUGGAGAAUGGUGAUAGAUGGGAAACAGAAAUAGCAGAGAACUUGAGAUCUGAGAGCCUCUACCGUUGAGCAAUUUGAGUAAGGAGGGUCCUUAUUGUUUUGAGACUGCAUACAGAUAUGGUGUGCCCUUUGUUUGACAGGAACAGCGAAGCCUUGUUUUUAUUAUAUUUUUGUGGUUUGAACUGUAUGUUUUGUUGAUGGAGCUGACUCUCAUCAUGCGUUUGCUGAGGCAACGAAUAAGAAAACAUGGUGUUACUAUUGGCUCUCUC
Molecule: messenger RNA, 939 nt
Organism: Amborella trichopoda
Lineage: Eukaryota; Viridiplantae; Streptophyta; Magnoliopsida; Amborellales; Amborellaceae
Biological process (GO): mitochondrial electron transport, NADH to ubiquinone; mitochondrial respiratory chain complex I assembly
Cellular component (GO): respiratory chain complex I; membrane
Molecular function (GO): NADH dehydrogenase activity; 4 iron, 4 sulfur cluster binding
Source: RefSeq, a predicted model, not a curated record